Anarrhichthys ocellatus (wolf-eel) is the source of this 3335-nucleotide messenger RNA. It is a transcript of the gene clic1, whose product is annotated as chloride intracellular channel 1. The coding region runs from base 130 to 858 and encodes 242 amino acids. The transcript is spliced from 7 exons. NCBI's taxonomy places the organism in Eukaryota, Metazoa, Chordata, Actinopteri, Perciformes, Anarhichadidae. The record is from RefSeq and is a predicted model, not a curated record.
GUGUCGCUGCAGCAGACUGGAGGCAGCAGAACUGGGAGGAGAAACGACCAGCAGGCGGCUACAAGCGACAGCGACAACUUUAGCCACUUUGUAGAAAAGGUUUCCGGUCUCGUGCAUCAACCGGUGAGGAUGAGCGACGCGAAUCAGCCAAAAGUUGAACUUUUUGUCAAGGCAGGGAGUGAUGGUCAGAGCAUCGGCAACUGUCCCUUCUCCCAGCGUCUCUUCAUGGUGCUGUGGCUGAAAGGAGUCACCUUCGAUGUUACCACAGUGGAUAUGAAGAGGAAGCCAGACAUCUUGAAGGACCUGGCUCCAGGAGCCCAGCCUCCCUUCCUGCUGUAUGGCAGCGAAGUGAAGACGGACACCAACAAGAUCGAGGAGUUCCUGGAGGAUAAUCUCUGCCCUCCAAAGUAUCCCCGUCUGGCUGCUCGUAACCCGGAGUCCAACACAGCCGGCAUGGAUGUUUUCUCCAAAUUCUCUGCUUAUGUGAAGAACUCAAACCCUGAGAAAAACGAAAAUCUAGAGAAAGGCCUACUGAAGGCUCUGAAGAAGCUGGAUGACUACCUCGGCUCCCCGCUUCCCGACGAGAUCGACGAGAAUAGCACUGAUGAGCUCACUUCCUCGUCCCGCCCCUUCCUGGACGACCAAGAGCUUACUCUGGCCGACUGCAACUUGCUGCCUAAGCUCCACAUUGUGAAGGUGGUGUGUUUAAAAUACCGCAACUUCAGCAUCCCUCAGUCUCUCACAAACCUCUGGAGGUACCUGAACGCAGCGUACGCCAGGCAGGAAUUUGCCUCCACCUGCCCUAUCGACGACGAGGUCCACAUCGCAUACUCCUGUGUAGCUAAAGCUCUCAAGUAGGAGCACAACAGGAUGCACAAGUCAUUAAUACACCUGCACAGAAAACCACACAUUUGCUCACCUGCACACACCAAGCAUUCACUCUGCAAGCAACUCGGUCGACCUGUUUCUCAAGAGGCUUUCGUUGCGUCUGUUGUUCAUGUAGUUAUCCUGCUCUUUGUUUGCCACAUGGAUCAGUUUACACCAGGAGGGAAACAAACAUGCGCACACACAAAAACAGUCAGCUGUAGUCAAAUGUAUUCCAAGUUUUCCUGGACAUUCACCUCUGUAGGAAAUGAAUGGUUGAUCACAUUGCUUGCAGGCUCACACACACACACACACACUUAAAACUACGGCCUUGCUUGUGUACAGUUUCACCAUCAGUAGAUAGACUCUGUAAAGUUGUUUCUUGUUCCCUUUUUGAUGUUUUCUGCGUUAUAUCUUUGUAUUUUUGGGGGGAUUUAACAGACACAAAGCUGCCUACCAGAUCAAACUUUCACUAGUACCUUGCAAGCCUCACACAGUCUGAUUCAACUGGGUUUUUUUUUUUCAGUCUUGGUGUGAAGGAAGUAGACACAUGCGUACCAUCGCCAGCUCAACUGCCAAAGUGAUGUGAUUUGUCUGUAAUCGCAAAGCUUCACAUUUCCUUUUUAUUGUUUCAUUACUGAGGGAACAAGGCCUUUUAACAGUUGUUGUUUUAUUCAUAUUUUAUUUUAUUAAAUAGAUUUCUUGUUCCUCAUAGUGCACCUCAGAAAGGAAGUGAGGUGCUUUUCCUCUGCGGCCUGCAAGACCAGUUCUCGCUUUAGGGAGGCAGAAACUUCUGAAAACGGUUACAGAGACAGGAAACCAUUUCAAUAGACUCGGGCUUCCCCUUUCUGCACUGCCCCAGCGGGCGCCAAGGAUUAUUCAAGAUUACCGAGCUUGUUUGUGAUCCGCUGUCGGGGCCUCUUGCCAACAGUUUAUUUAGUUCUGCCGGUCACAUAUGAAGGAUCCUUUUUAGUGUCGUAUAAAUGCGGGAGCUCAGAUUGUGAGUGUAUUAAAGUUAAAAGCUGAAAGCACUUGCAGUAGCUCUGGUAGCUCAUUGCCCAAGACCUCUUCUGUCUCGUGUUUCUGAAGAGGCAAAGAAACCCAGCAGGAAGUUCAGUGUAAACAUGCAAAGAUAUGCAUGUGUAAAAUACGAAAUCGCACUUAUUGUCCUGAUGAUCGUCCAAAUACUUCAAACUUUCAAAACGGCACUAAAACACAGUGGAAUCACGCUCCCUUCCAUUUUGUUAAGAAAUAUAUAUUUUUAUUGCCACGCAGAUGGGACACACCCCCUUUUUUAUGAAAACCGAUCUUAAAUAGAUCACAGUUCAUAACGUCCCCCUGCAUACAUAGAAACAUUGUAUGAGUCCGUUGUUUCUAACAUAACUCCUUUUAAAAUCAGCCUCUAUUUUAUCACUUUUUCAAGUUAAUUAUGCGAGGAUAUUCAAGCUCAUGUGGCUCAAUGAGGCCUUUCUGGCUCUGCGGAUGGUUUUGCUUUUUUUUUAAUGGGAAUUGUUGAUAAUUGGAAACAUUUGUAACAUCACUCAACUCAUCCUUAAAUCAGUAACCUUCUAUAUUGAGUGAUUGCAGGCUGUCACUUAACAGUGUCGCCAGUCGGGUUAAUCCACUCUUGUUGAGCUUGAUAGUCUGAAGCAAUUAUAUAUAGUAGUAUAGUAUUAUAUAUUAACUGCUGGGAAGAACUGGACCCAAUAAGAACACGCCUUGUCCGACGGUUUUAUUCAUCACAUCAGCGACUAUGCAAAUGAACAUUUAUGGAGGCUGUUUGCAGUUAAGACUUGUUGUGAGCUCAAAAUAGCGUCAUCUUUCACAUCUAUUUUACCUAAGUGCAAUUUAAGCCUGUUGGAAAGACAAUCUUUGUACGUCCAGUGGGAGCACAGCUAGUUAUUUUUCUACAUGAUUUUACUUCAAUCCCUCCUGAGAGGCGUAAUGCAAGUGUUGAUCAAAGAGAUGAUUAUGUAUAUUUUAUAUUGACUGAAUGGAUUUCAUCUAUUUUCUAAAUAUGGAGCAACAUUUAAAGGGACUGUCUGAAUAAGUUCAGUGCUGAUGUAUUUUAGUAUUUCUUCUCUCCCAGUGUGGAAGAGUUUUUCCGCUUCUUACUGUCGUACAGAAUUUCAGGGACAAUUUAACUUGAUAUAUUCAUUCAAAUGUCUUUAGAUUUUUUUUCACUUCACUUUUUAAAAAGAAAUGUUCCUGUAUUUGAAACUCAUAUUUCGUUUUUGACUUUGUUUCCUACCCCUAUGAAUUCCCCUACACAUAUUUUGACCUUUUCUCUUUGUAUUUUUGCAUGUAUUCUCUCACUCGCACUGAAAACAAACAGCGGUGUGUAAACUAACCCAGUGGAUUCAAACUAAUGGCACAGCUGAAAUGUAUUUUGUGCUUAAAAGCCUUUACAAAGAUACAUUUAUUAAUAUCCCAAUAAAGAAAUAUCUUGAUAAUAAAUCCGUUUAGAGUUG